Molecule: messenger RNA, 1194 nt
Organism: Rhodofomes roseus
Lineage: Eukaryota; Fungi; Basidiomycota; Agaricomycetes; Polyporales; Fomitopsidaceae
Exons: 3
Biological process (GO): carbohydrate metabolic process
Source: RefSeq, a predicted model, not a curated record
GAACAAGAUGUAGCGGCACACGCGAUCCUUGAAUGCCAGGAAUUCUGGGACUCCCGUGACAGCAUAUGCCCACCUGUCCCUCAGCCAUUCGAUUUCAUCAGCCUCAUUUAUGCACUGGCCCACGAAUCAGUCGUACGGCAGGCACCUGACGGACGGCUGAGCGUCCUCCUGAACGGAGACGGCUCGACUGAUCCAGGUGCUGCUGAUCCUGCCAGCAUGGGUAACGUGAUCUGCUGGCUACUCGCAGGAGGAGGAGGAACGCAGGCGACACGAUCGACCGGAGUGGACUCCUUCCACGCGGCUAGGAACGCGGCGAGCUCUACGCUGCGCGACGCAGUGGAGAAGCAGUAUCGCUACAUCAUAAUGAGUUGUCCCCGUGCUUCGGGAACGUUCUCACACCGCAUCGACUGCAAGCAGAUAUGGUCCGAAACGGUGUACAUGCUCCCGCCCUUUCUUGUGCUGCAAGCUCCGAGUGGGGAGUGGUCACACAUCUAUGACUUCGAUGCGCAAGACUUCAAGCGAAAGGCGUGGUGGGGCGUCGGGAACGGCUGGGCGUGCUGCGGCAUUGUCAGAGUGCUCGGCAUGCUCGUCCGCCCUCAGGCUGCGGAGACGAGCCGAAACAACGUCGACCGGCGGUUUGAGCUCUCUAGGACGAUCGCGGGCAACGCAGCGAAUAUGCCGCUCAUCCGACAGUGCGGCUCGAUACUCCUGUUGACUCUCCGCGCGUGCUUAAAACACAUGCGGCCUGAUGGGCUCUUUCACGACAUCCUGGAUGACCGCUCAACGUUUGUCGAGACGAACCUGCCCCAGAUGCUCGCCUACACUAUCUUCUGCCUCGCCCUCCUCCGCAGACACGCUUCGGGGUUCCAGUUGUCGGGCCCGUGCUACCUACCGGAGCUCGGCGACGAUGAGAUGAACGGGUGGCUGCAUACGGCGGAGCAGAUGCGCAAGGUGGCAGCAGUGGGUAAGAGGGAUGGGUGGGGCUUCGCGCGGGACGUUUGUGGGAGCCCCCGUUUCGACAAGGCAGGUACUGUGGCGGAAGGCCAGGCAUGGGCGAUGAUGAUGGAGGUUGCGCGAACAGAGUGGCGGCUGGUUCGAUCGAGGGUGCCGCCGAUAGAGAGCGGCUUGUUUUCGUCGAGCGAGCCUUCAGUGAGAUUAGUUCGAUAUCCCGUCGUCGCGGUAAUCGACGUGUAA